CACAACCAAAACAAUUUCCCUCAAAUUUCAAAAAUUUGUAACUCGCGGGGUCUUGAAUCAUAUUGCCCAUUCUUCGAAGCUCCUUAGUAUCUCAGCAAAAAUCUUGCAUACCAGUGGAAAUUCUCCAACCGUUCAUCCAAUGCUGCUCCCUCCCCGGAACAUACUUCAUGAAAUUCUGCCAACUUUGCAAUCCACAAUUUACGUAAACUCCACAAGUCAGUCCUAAAGUGAUACCGAGUGCUAGUGUCCAAGAGAAAAUAAGAGUGAAUAACCAUUUUCGCUAGAUUCCCCACAAUCUCAUACCCACGAAUUUCAUAUCAGUGCCUCUGAAUAAUUUUGUGCGGAUAAAAUGAAACACACGGAGCGUAAUUUCUCGUAUUUCACGAACUCGCCCCCAGGGACGAUAAUGCGCCUAAAAAUAGUGGACCACAUCUACCCACUCCCAAAGACAUUCAAAGACAUAUCGAACGGCGAGCCGAACAUUCUGAUCAAUUACGAGAAAUUCCCACUGCAUUCCACGCCUCUCACCCUGAGGAAAUCCACCCCAAGCUCACCAAGAAAGAGUCGUAGCGCAACGUCUCUAGCACCGGAGGUCAACUACCGGCACCCAAGGGGCCACCAACGAUCUCCAGUUUUUUUUUUCGAAAAGUCCCGGAGAUACUCCAUCGGCGAUUACCUACGCCUGGAGGACCUGCGCUCCCCAGAGAUUCUCACCAAGAGCGACGAGCAGUUGGCAUUCGACAGGUACAACCGUGUCCGAGAAUACUUGAAUCAUGACAAUGAAAAACGUAGGAAUUCCCACCCGAGUGAUGACGGUGACUCAGACAUGCCCUGCGAGAAGCCAAUGAGAAUAAAGAGACGGUACUCAGACAAUCGUCGAAGUGCCAGAUGUAAUUAUCGCCCGAGGAAGGUGCGGAGUGAUGUCAACAUCAGGUCAACCAGUCCAUCGUCUGAGAGGAGCGCCAGAGAGAGGAGAUCCUACAGGAGAACCAGGAGCGACUUGUCCCCGAAGUCAGACAGAAGUUACCUCCAACCUGAGAGACGUAUUUCAAAAAUCGAGAGGAGUAUCUCGUGUCCGAGGGGGUGGAGAUGCGCUCUGAUCCCCAGGACUCCUAGGAUUCACGAGAGUCUUAUCGAGUGCAAUGACGAUGCUGAUAGAAUCCUGGAGGACUUGGGGAAAUUAAAACCGGAUGAGGAGGACCUCUCCACCGAGGCUGAAACCAUCCUCCAGGAGAAUUAUUUGUUUGUCGAUCCCAAGGUCGAGGGAACUGGGGACUUGAGUUAUUUCGGGGGGAUGGAAACUACGGGGAUGUGCCCGGGUGAGAUCAUUGAUGGAUCUGGUGAUGAUGAUCGUGGGGACGGGUGGAGGAUGGGGAAUUUCGAAUCGACCCUCGGCCCGGGGGGAGAUAUGGCUGGGAAUUACUUCAAACGUGUUUACGAUCUACUGAAGUGUCGUCAGGCUGCCAGAGGAAGUGAGGAUGAAAGUUGUGGUCCCAGGAGAUCUGGGGAGUCUUCCUCCUCAGAUGUUGCUGUUGACAAGGGGAGGAGGAGAAGGCGACGGAAGCGACGGGAUCGGGGGAGAGGUGAGGGGGUGGUAGUUUCGCCUGGUGGUCAGGAUUCCUGGCGCCACCAGAUAAACAACAACCAAACUGAGGAUGAGGUUGACCACACAAAUUAUCUAAGUUUUUGCCGUCCCCAGCUGCGUGAUCUAUCGGACAAUAACAAACGUCGUCCACCACCACCGAUACCAGCUAAAUACAAGAUCAAUGCCCGGGACAUAAGCAAAUACUUCAAUUAUCCGAAUAAGGAGAAUAGUCCUGGUUAUGUAGUUGUUGAUGGUGAGGGUGAUACGAAUGGGGAUAAGAUGGGCUCGAAUUUCAGUAGGCACAGCGAAAAAGGCCUCACUGGACGCAGGGCACAGUCCUCUGGCAAUCUCUGUGACCCCAAAGGAAAACUCAAUCACGUUGGAAAGAUACUGGUGCCAUGCUCUAGUGGUCCACAAGAAAGGUACAAAAUAUCGGGGUCUCUGCCGAACAAUCUGGACGAUCAGGAGUCCCUGGAGGAUGAUCUGAUAGACAACAACAACGUGAUAUCCGACACGAUGAGCGGAAAUUUAGGGGGCACACUACCCCACAAAAAGAGAAUUCACGGGGUGCAUUCCUCUGAUAGUCCAGUGGGGGCUCUCGAUCUUGUGAGAUAUCGCUCGCAGGAUUCAUUAGAGGGAAAUCCGUGGAGGUAUCAACAUGACAGCGAUUUGGAUCUCGUCCGUUGCAAACACGGUAACUUCGACCUUGUGCGUAAAAAUCAGAGCGUAGACACCGUAGACUCGGCAGUGAGAUACUCGCGUGUUUACGAUGACAAGUACCACAAUAAUCAUCUCGAUCUUGUUGGUACAUUACCAAAGAGGCGGAUCGAUCCGAAGUGGUGUGAUCCAUCAAGAAUUCAGGCGUUCCAACAGCAGAGUAACAAUCCCGAUGGGGAGUUAUUAAUGAAAGUCGUUCACAAACCGGAGUGCGAAUUGAUGAAGCAUCGUCAGUUUGAUCAUUUAACUGAUAUCAAAACGAGUAGACUUGGUGGAGAGCCACAGGAUCAGGGUUAUGCAUCGGAGAGAUCACCCGAGGAUGAGCACCCACCAUCUUUGCCGGGACAACCAAUCCUCCGAAUAGUUCCAGAGAGCACGUUUCGGGUGACCCUGCAGAAAAGUAGCCGUGGGCUUGGGUUAAGUGUAUCUGGUGGUGGUAGCGCUGGUCCAGUGAGAGUUAAAAGGCUCUUUCCUCAACAGCCAGCGGCACUAUCCAACAAACUUCAACCCGGUGACAUUCUUCUUGCGGCAAACGGAAUUCCCCUCACCGGUCUCACCAACUACGAGGCACUGGAGGUACUUCGAACGACAUCGAGCACGGUGGAGCUUUUAGUGUGUCGACUCCCAGGGGAUGAGCAAAAUAUUUCACCCCCUGGUGCACCACCACCCCCUCCAGCCCGUCGUGAGCCGCCUCCACCCUUGAGAUUACUCAAUCCACUUCCACCACUUCAGAUCGAACCUUGCGGGGAAUUUGACAUUGAGAUGACUAAAGUGGGCGGAAGUUUGGGUUUCACUCUACGUAAGGUGGAUAGCAGUGCUUUGGGGCAUUAUGUGAGGGCAUUGGUGCGCGAACCAGCAUUGAGCGACGGUCGUAUUCAGCCAGGCGACAAGAUUGUUGCGGUUGAUGGUGCACCCCUGUCACCAAUGAGCCACGAGGAGGCAGUUGCAUUGCUCAGGCAAUGUGGUCCAAGAGUUAAACUUCGUCUUUAUCGAGACUUGGCACAGACCCCCGUAUCAGCAUUGUCACCCACUGAGCCCGAUCAUCCACUUCGUCCGCCUCGAACCAGUCUGCGACAAGAGGCAAUGGACAUGCUUUGUGAUCUGGCUGUUCGCAAGUUGUCACCAGGGACAUCAAACGGCUCAACCUGUCAGCAAUCAUCAGGUGCAUCCACCAAUUCCCCUCGAAGACUCAGAAGGCCACCCUCGAGGACACCAACUGGUGAACGAGACAACGAACCGAUUUACUCAUCGAACCAGGUGUCAACUGGCAGUCAGGUUGACACAUCGGACAGUGAUCAGUGCUCGAUAAAGACCCAAAUAGCUAAAGAUACUGGAGAUGACAUAAUCGAUCCACCAGCUCUGUAUGACGAAUCUGAUUCGUUUGACUCGGGUAAACCGUCACGUCCGAACUUUCUAAAUCUCGGUGGUCCCCUCGAAAAGCCCAACUAUCAAUUCAGUCUCGAGUCAGAGAGGGAGGAGACCAUUAUCAUACCUGAGGGCAGUAAGAAUACGAUCGAUUACAUCGAGGAGCUCCAUCGGGAGAUCACGGAAGACAGCGCUUUGCCAUCUGAGCCGGCUUCAAUGCCACCAAUCAUGUCCUCUGUCAGAACUAAUAGUGAAGCCUUUAGCUACAAAAAUCCUGCGUAUCAGAGCGCCAAUCCUACAUGUGGGGGUGGUGAUAACGGUGCCAAAAGUAAAAUAUCUCACUCCAGUGAUCAAGACAUUCCAGGAAAAGUGUUGAGCGGUGAGGAUCCAGGGGGUAGUAAGGGCCUCUUGAAGUGGAAGGGAGUGAUGUUUGCACCAGAGGACGAGGAAGACAUGGCUGAACCCAAUGAGCGGGAAAGAAUGCGAGAGGAGAGCCUUCAGAGAGAUGGAUAUGACGUAUUCAUGGUAGAAUUGACAAGGGGAUGGAAUAGCCGACUGGGUUUCAGUUUACAGACGGAUGUUAAUGGUACAGUUAUAUCGAUGGUGCAUCCAGAUAGUGUUGCAGCUAAGGAUGGCAGACUGAAGCAGGGAGAUGUAUUAAUUAUGGUGAAUGACGAGAGUGUGGAGGAAAUGGCAACGUCUGAGAUAAUCGAUCUUCUGAGGAAGAUACGAGGCUCCAUUGGCAUUACUGUCGCAAGAAAAAAAGCCGAAACGUGAUAAUGAGGGAUUUUUAACGAGCUUAAAUAAUAGCACUGAUCGACAGAAUUUUAAAUUCAGGGGGAUAACAGAGGGAUUGACAUUGUGAAUUUGAAUUUGCAAUGGAGUGCCUGACUGUAGUGAGAUGGUAACGAAGCACUUGCUACAGCAAAUUAUGGAAAAAUACGACUAAUUAAUGAUGUUGACAGAUUAAUUCCGUUGAAUCAACGGUGUAAAUUUUAAUUCAAUCCGAGGGAGUAUUACGAUAGUAGUUUCUUCUCGUGAAAUAAUGUCAUGUUGAAUCAAAAGAUAUGCAUUUAUUUGAUGAAUAAUCGAUCGUAAGUUAGAUGAUAACUAUAAUCUAUCGUUAAUGCAAUCAUGUCCAUUCAGAUGUUUUAAUUCGUCGUAAAAGACCUAAUGUAAAUCAAUACGGAGAGAUUAUUUAUGCCACCGUUGAAUUGUGUAAAGAAUGCAAUAUUUUUUAAUCGGUGAGGGAUUUUUAACCGUCGUGCAAUAAUGAGGUGGAAUUUAAUGAGCGAGUGCUAAUCAAAGAGUCAAUCAAACUAGAUUAUUGAGAGUAUCACCGUAGAGUAUUACAAUAAAUUUUUUGUUACAUUUUUUUUUUAGGAAAUUGCGAAUAUCGAUCAAUCAUGGGUCGAAGGGUUCUGAAGGAGUCAUGAAAAAAAAAUGCAAAAUCAAUGUGUCAUUAUUCUCUUGGAUCUACGUGAGCUUUUGUUCCUUCGCAACUCUUCAGGAUCCUUCACUAAUCAAUCAUUAAUAUGCUUGGGAUGGAGGCGAAAUAGCUGUGAAAAUUAUCACGUAUGAUAUUCCAAUGCGUUUUAAUCAACAGGUUCGAUGUUGAAGUUGGAAAUUAAAAUAACGUUGUGAGAGAUAUCUCGAGCUCGUAUUUAUUCAGAUUUUAUUCAAGUGAGGCAGUGUAAAUACAGGAGAGAAAGUGUUCGGGCGAUUCACUGUUAGGGGCUCUGUAUUUUUAUUUGAAAUAGGCCUGUGGUUAAUUAAUCAGUGGAUUAACGAGAGGGAAUUCACUGCGUGGAUCAUAACUAAUAAAUAUUUGUCGGCGAAGAUAAUUUUUCGAGUGUCCUUAGGGUUCAAAUUAGAUUAUCGAUGAAGAGGCGUUACUAAUUGGCGGUAAGUUGAGUUAAAUAAAUGUGAUAGCUAGUUUCUAUUAGGAUGUUAGAAUUGUCGCGUGAGGAAUAUCAAAACUAAUGGUGUUUAACUCACGAUUUACCUUGGAUGUGGAAAAUUAUGAUUAUUGAAGAAAUUGUACCAAAUGUUGAUGUGUAAAUAAAAUUGAAGGCGCUGGAUAGAUAUUUCAUCAGCUGUUGAAAAUAUACUCGAUUCAAUUCAA
Fopius arisanus is the source of this 5792-nucleotide messenger RNA. RefSeq lists its product as uncharacterized. Gene Ontology annotation, molecular function: protein binding. NCBI's taxonomy places the organism in Eukaryota, Metazoa, Arthropoda, Insecta, Hymenoptera, Braconidae. The record is from RefSeq and is a predicted model, not a curated record. The coding region runs from base 350 to 4444 and encodes 1364 amino acids. The transcript is spliced from 13 exons.